Molecule: messenger RNA, 635 nt
Organism: Hibiscus syriacus
Lineage: Eukaryota; Viridiplantae; Streptophyta; Magnoliopsida; Malvales; Malvaceae
Product: vascular-related unknown protein 4-like
Exons: 3
Coding region: 56-505 (149 amino acids)
Biological process (GO): xylem development
Source: RefSeq, a predicted model, not a curated record
GUUUUAUCAGGUCUUUCUUUUGUUAUAUCUAACGUUAAGGAAUUCCCAGUUUCCCAUGGAUUCCAUGAGCAGAUCAACGCUAGUUCCUCCUUGCUAUGACGAUGAAACGCCUGAGGAAAGUAGUUGGACUAUGUAUUUUAAAGAGUUCUCGAAUGGCAACGAUGAUGGUGUUGAGAUGAAUGGAAACGACAGCUGUUGUUCCUGCGACAUCAAUCACCAGGCACCAUCUCUGGUUUCAUUGGAACAUAAUAAAAGCAGUAAGAAGAAGAGGUUGAGUUUCAAGAAAAGGAAGACUAAUGGAUCAUUUGUUGAUGAUGAUUUGGAAGACACUGCUAGCUCUCCUGUCAAUAGCCCCAAGAUGUGUGACAUGGAGAACCAAUUUGGUAAGAACAUGAAGAUGAAAGAUGUCAUGGACAUAUCAAAGGAGGACAAAGGAAGUGGAUCAACAAGAGAGGAGAUGAGUUGGGUUUCAUCAAUGGUGGAGGAAAUGAAGAAACUCAACUAAAGAAAAGGGGUCUUUGUUUAGUUCCUUUGUCAAUGGUAGUACAAUAUCUAAGUUGAUUUUCACAUUUUAUUACAUACCCUAUGUGUAUCUCUUUCUCUACAUCAAUUCAACCCUACAUCAAUGCGACCAA